AUGUUUCUUUCCACUACUACUGUCCAUGAUCUGCUUUUCGCGGGCGACUACACGCUCAACACCGCGACAGAAGUUAACAUACAACGGAGCAUGGAACUCUUCGCCUCCAGUUGCCCAAACUUCGGGCUGACCAACAACACGCACAAGAUGGUGAUCGUGCACCAACUGUCAUCCAACAGGGAACACCGCGCUCCUCGAAUCAAUGUCAACGGCAGCCAACUCAAAAACGUGGACAGUUUCGCCUGCGUAAGCAUCGCACUCACAUGCUGCAUCAAAACAGACAAAGAGGUGGCCCAGCCAACCAUACAAAGCCAGGUCUUAGGUCGGUUGCAGAACUCCGCGUGGACUUAUCACGGUCUCCAUCGUGUUACAAAUUUCAUGGUAAUAAAAAGUGCCAUGAUCGCCGGGAAAAGAGCUUUAUUAGCCUGACGUUUCGGAUUCCUACUCGAAUCCAUCAUCAGAGACCAAAGAAGCAGAAACGGGUGGUUGUUGCACAAGGGGCUGCAGUAUUUAUAGGAUGCAGUAGCCAUGCUACCGCAUACCUAUGAACAUUCACGGCUCCCCACCCCCCUUCAUCCCGGGAUCGUCGCACUUGGUGUGAUCACUGCUUGAUGGCCGACAUUCGAGUCGAUAAUUGCUGCAAUUUCAUCACGUGCGUUGGAUGUUGGCGUGAUGAUUGCUCGACCAUCUGACGCACCGACCCCGGUGUUAGGAAAAGUGUUCACCGCUGCGCUCCCCGCAUGGCUUGGCACUCCGCCUAGGCGAAGUUUUAGCACGGAGUAUGGAGUCGGAAGAUCGUUGGACUUGUUGAUGGACUGGGGGCCGGUGCGUCAGAUGGUCGAGCAAUCGUCACGCCAACAUCCAACGCACGUGAUGAAAUUGCAGCAAUUAUCGACUCGAAUGUCGGCCAUCAAACAGUGAUCACACCAAGUGCGACGAUCCCGGAUGAAGGGGGAGCCGUGAAUGCUCAUAGGUAUGCGGUAGCAUGGCUACUGCAUCCUAUAAAUACCGCAGCCCCUUGUGCAUCAACCACCGUUUUUGCUUCUUUGGUCUCUGGUGAUGGAAAAAGUGCCAUCUUGACAACGCUGCUGACUGGAGCGAAUUCUCGGGCAGCCUACAAGAAACAGCCGCGGAUACUCAAUGACUUCCAUCUCAGUUGUCUCCGUAAAAUCCUUAUUCUAUGGUGGAAGGACAAGUCCCCUGACAAGGAAUUUUUGGAUCGGACUAGAAUCCUCAGCAUCCCCGUCAUGAUGAGACAUCUACAACUGCAAAGGGGUGGCCAGCUCGUGAGGAUGGACAAUGAGAGCCUACCGAAGCAACUUUUCUACGGAAAUUUCUCUGUGGGUGUCCGCCGACAAGGAGGUCAAACUCGUCGUUGAAACGGCUACAAAUCAACCCAAAAGACUUGGGCGAACCAACCGGCCCAGAGGAGACUGGAGCGGCCUUCUGGGAAGCCAGUCGGAUGGCUGUUGCCAGGGUAACGUCAACAUUCAGCCACUCGCAACAUGCCCCCGCUCUUAACGAACAUUCCCGCGCGUGGAUCGGCCCCGUCCGACAUCUCCAGCACCAGCCAGCCAGACAACCCCAACCGCCACCUCUCCUACCACACCUACUCCAACCCCCACGGCAUCCGCUACAGCGGCCGACCUCAUCAACGAUGUCCAACGUCCGUGUGCCCCGCCGACGUCCAUCACCGACAUCCCCAUCCGCAAUCUCGGCGGUGGCGACGGCGACCACCGCAGUCCACCGACAACAGCACUCACCAUCGCCCACAUCGAGCGAUGUGGACUCGGCCCUAACCUGACCUUACAGUGCGUGGCCGGUCUCAUGAAAUGUUGGCCAAAAUUCUGGAAUGUGUUUUCGAUUAGAAAGGAUUAAUAAGGUGGUGUUGUAAUAUUAAUUAUGGUAUUUCGGACUCGCCAAGAUGUCGGCUUUUGAAUGCACUUCUUUCUGGCCUUCCGCAGAAAACCGUACUCGGUAAAAAAACGACUACUUAAAUAGCAUGCAUUUUUCACAUGGAUUUUGGAUGGUCGUAAAAAUUCUAACAUAUUUUAUAGAAAACAUGCGUAAAAUAUGCGUUAUUUUACUUGUUUGGUAGAAGGCCACAUUAUCUUUAUGUUUUGUACCCUGAGGAAGGUUAUUUUUCGGUUUUAAAAGAGUUUAUAAGUAUGAAGUUUUUAAGACCGUGCGAUGUCCAUACAGUAGAUGUGCUAACUCAUGAAAUGUCAACCAAAAUUUCGAAAUGCGUUCUCGUUUCUAAAAGAUAAAUUAGGCAGUGUUGUACAACUAAUCAUGAUGCAGCAUAAAUCUAUAAUGAUUCAGUUACCUCAGGGUGUCGCCUUUCGAAAGAACUUAUUUUCGGCUGCAUGCAAGAUCUAUACUCUGCAAAAAAUGACUACUUAAGUAGCAUGCAAUUUUCUCAUGGAUUUUCGAUGCCCUUGAAAAUUCAAUCAUAUUUCAUGGAAAACAUGCAUAAAAAUAUUCAUUAUUUUACUUAUUCGGUAGAAAAUCAGAUUCCCUCCUCAGCACAUGCAUGAACAACGCCAACAUCCGACACCUCUCGUGUGAGUGUAAAAUGUGCUCUUCGGCACCUUCCUCCACGAGGCUCCUUUGCUACAAGUGAGGCCCGAGCGAUCUACACCUCGCAUGUAAAAUCCUGCUGUGUGUGUGUGUGAGGUGAACAGGUCGCGUGUGUGGUACGCGCAGACGACUUGUCCUCAGCUUUGUCAGUCACCUCUCCCAACUUCAUCGCCAGUUAUUUGGCCGACUCGGACAGUCGACUAGUGCACCGGAUAGAAUAGAGUGAUUGGAGCCGAAUCUCAGAGCAUAAUUCCACACGGUGAUUGACAGACCGCCAGCAGACGGGAUAAGCUAAACCUCGCAGUCAGCCCAGUUGUGUCUUUUUAUAGACUGACCGACUCGUGAAAUGAGAGUCAGACUUUUAAUUUACUUUUUACUUUUCUCCCCUCCAGCAGGAUCCGAGCCGUCUCCUUUUCGGAUGGUAAAUCCUAGUCAGUGUACGUUGUAGGCCAGGGGGUGUGGUGGUGCCCCUAGGCGCGGGUUUUCGCCGUGCCAGCCGUCUGCGGCCUCUCUCGCUUCCGGUCUUCCUGACUGUCAUGAUACCGGGCUCAGAUGCGGGAGGAGGAUAGGUUGCGGUAGAUGCUGCGCAAGUCGACGCUCCAGUUCUUAAUCUUCUGUGGAGCACACGGUGGGCAUCCUCGGUCACGCAAUUGGAAAGUGUGCUUCUCGACUCUUUCUCCAUGCGGCUCCUCUGUUAGCGGUGUGAUCCGAGCCUAAGAAUAUCACGGCCCGUCAUGCGCCGUGGCUCUGAAGGCUGUCAGCUGACGCCUCAAAUCAGUCCACGCAGUCUGCCCAGUUGUACGUGUUUGUGUGGAAUGGCGGACUGAUGGACUAAGAGCCGGACUGUCAAGGCUCUUUCUCAAAGCGACCCCUGGUAUUCUCGCGCAAAUGUGGAGUGUGUGUGCUUUAUGCGUAGUGCCUCGCAGAUGCUAACCGCAACAGUGAGGGUCACACGAUUACCUGACAUAUAUAUAUAUAUAUAUAUAUAUAGAAGCGAGGAGGGACGACAGAGAAUGCGGGUAGAUUGAUACAGCACUGUUUCGGGCUUAUUCUGCCUUCAUUCAGCCAAUCAUAACCCUGACCACCAGCAGUUGGGACCAGAAACACAGACAUGCGCACAGACGCACCUGGCGCAGUCGGUCCACCACUGAGGCCUACCAGAUGGGUCAUAAGCACUUCAUCGAACCGAAGUUCAUCAGUGCCUCGCCACCUGUCAUUCUCUGUCGCUGCAGAUCGGGUAUUUAUCAAUCACGAAUGGGCGCACACCGAUCUAUUGGCUUCACGAAGCAAGCAAGCUCCGUAUGUGUGGCAAAGGUCACGAACAGGCAACCAAUUACCAGGCCGAAGUCGGCCAAGUCAUAAUAGCAGCGAGGAGGGACGACUUCGGCCUGGUAAUUGGUUGCCUGUUCGUGACCUUUGCCACACAUACGGAGCUUGUUUGCUUUGUGAAGCCAAUAGAUCGGUGUGCGCCCAUUCCUGAUAUAUAUAUAUAUCACCUGGAGGUUUAACUCCAAGUUCUGCACUGAUUAAUUUCCGAAAUUAUUCACCUGAUUAUUCUCUGGAGUUCAUAUACCAGAAACCGCUAGAGAACGCUGGGGGUCCCACUGAAGAGCCGAACCCCUCGCAGCUGUGUCACGCAGCGGCAGAAUAUCGGCGAAACACGUGUCUGGGCUUUUAGCAAGUAUCUAGGUCGGGAGUACGGUAUAAUACCUUUAAUAUAUAUAUAUAUAUAUAUAUAUAAGAAAACUACCGAAGGAAAUCGUUAGUAGCCUCCUGUAUGUAUGUUUUGUUAUAUCCAAAGCGCAAUGAAUUCUUCUGGAUUUCGCCUCUAUGAUGUUCCUAUUCGACUGGAAUUCAAGUCGGCACUUCUUACUUCUAUGGAAGCCUGGUCCAUCUUGGGCGAAGCAAGUCCGUGUGGCAUGUAUAGACGGGCUGUUUAGGUUUAUCAGGUACUGCGUCCGAUCCCGCCUCUGGUCUUCUUAACUCAUUUGGACACAGGACUCCGAUAGAUAACGAGGGAGAGAAUUCGACAGAUGCUACGCAAGACACGAUCAUGCAUUCAGCAUGCUGUAAUGCGCGCGGUGGACAAGUCCGUGUGGCAUGUAUAGACGGGCUGUUUAGGUUUAUCAGGUACUGCGUCCGAUCCCGCCACUGGUCUUUUUGAUUCAUUUUUGACACGGAGUCAGGUAGGUGAGGAAGGAGAGGGUUUGGCAGAUGCUGCUCAUGCAUGCGACGCCCGAACUGUACCUAUACUACUGGUUAUCGUAGACCACACCGGAGUCUGGGAGAAGUUGUUAAUCUAAAGAAUAAAAGCUGCCGAAAACGGCCCCCGCGAACUUGAACAUCGGUUUUUCAGGCCGCGUUAAUCUGGUAAGGCAAGAUGUGAAUAAGCUCUCCAUUUUCGAAAAAACAGGAGCCGAUUCGGCUACAAAAACCCUGAUUUACAAAUUGGAGCAGUUUAGGAGAGCAAGAUCCCAGUAACGCCGACAGCUAACACGUAAUACUUCGUGCAAAUGAUUUUUGGGUGUAAACAAAUAUUCUAGCAAUAAACGCAAAGUAUCUGACAGCAUGUCUGCCAAGUUAAGACAUCUGGUAUGACUUUUUUGUCAAACUUCCUUUCAGCAUGAACUCCGUUUAGAGACAAAUCGGGGUGCGUGCUAAAGGCUUAAGAAACACAUCCCCGUCAGGAAGAAGGAGACACGAUCGCUGGGACAAGAGCUUUAUUAGCCUGACGUUUCGGAUUCCUACUCGAAUCCAUCAUCAGAGACAAAGGCAGAUACGAGUGGUUCAUGCACAAAGGGCUGCGGUAUUUAUAGGAUGCAGUCGCCAUGCUACCGCAUACCUAUGAAUAUUCACGCCCACCCUCCCUUCAUCCGGGAUCGUCGCACUUGGUGUGCUAACUGUUUGAUGGCCGACAUUCGAGUCGAUAAUUGCUGCAAUUUCAUCAUGUGCGUUGGGUGUUGGUGCGAUGAUUGCUCGAUCAUCUGAUCGACCGACCCUGGUGUUGGGAAAAGUGUUAACUUGUGCGCUCCCCGCGUGGCCAAUUACUCCGCCUAGGCGAAGUCCCAGCACUGAGUAUGGAAGGGGAAGGUCAUUGCACUUGUUAAUUGAUUGGGAGCCAUUAAACCAUGAUUCAAGUAACUCCCGGCUCACGCGGUUGUCAUCUCUUGCGAGAAUUUCGACCUCGUCGAAUUUGAAUGUGUGGCCGGAUCUCAUCGAAUGAGCCGCAACUUGAGAGUUAGCGUCAUUUCCCCGCACCGCUGCCGCGUAUUUGGCCGUUCUCGUUCAGAGCUGUCUUCCGGUUUCUCCGACGUAGUUGCUUUGACAGCAACUGCACCAAAUCCGAUAAACGACUCUAUCCCCGUCAAUAGGUGUUUUUGGCAGAUUUGCAUGAUUCCCCUUCGAACUCAAUGGGUUUCGAACCCAUGACUGGAGCGUUGGCUGUACUCGGGCUUUGUGCUGCAACUUUAUGUUCGAAUUCCACUGAGGCAGCCGUGUUUUCACAACUGUAUCGGUUGAAAUAUCUCAAAAUUUAUAAGGUUGCUGUCGCUCAUUUUAAACUAAUAGAGGGGAUGAGUGAGAUAAACAUGGGCAACGAAAGGUAUCAGCGGCCUUCUUCGCUUCCAGCAAGGGCGUCCAAGCGGAAAAUCCUUCUAUUUUCCCGCCUACCUUUUCUUUGAAGAAGGCGAAGAAGGUGGUCAGUACUCCGCGAUAUGUCACGAGAAGGCAAAUUCCAGAAAAAUCUUCCUAGGGGAUUUACUACUGAUUGAUAAAAAGCGCACUUGUCACAGACCUUCAUGUCAGUAGUUCAUAUUCUUCGCGGUGAGGUUCCCUGUUGAGAUCAACCUACAAGUACGGCCAAAACAAUCGACUGUGGACAAGGUCCAGAAAUGCCUCGUUUUGAAAGUUUUGAUGCCUAUAAGGUGUAGAACCUCUCUUUUCUAGUCAUAGACUAGAAAAACCGAAGACAGCGCCUUGUCUACUGUCAAUGCAAGAAGGCCUUGAGACUUAACUGUCGCUACUGUUGUCAGAGGGAGUCCAGUACUUUCAUUAAAGAAAUCCUCCCGCAUGUUAGUCAAAUAAAAUCCGAUUCUUCACUUUUUCAUUGGCUUUUUGAUAAGUGACCUUGCAGGCACUUUUAACUACAUGACUUCUCAACCAAAUAGGCAAAUAAAGUCCUCUUCAGUCAAACAAUUCACUUAAGAACCCUGCCGGCCAUUUCAGAAAUCUCCCUCAAGGCUAAGCAGUUUCCCAGUAGUCAUACUGUAAAUGUACAGUCUGCGACCAAUUUCAUUCUGAAAUGAGUUCGCGAUUAGGAAAAACUGUUUAACUGGACUUGUAAGAUGACUAUCGUGCAGCAUAUUUCCAAGAUAUUCCAGUCGCACCACGAUGAAGUGCGCCUCUAUCUGGUCGCCUGCAAAAACGUCACCCGGUAAAAAUUACUGUACAAGUAGCAGGGAAGUAGCAUGUCUCUAAAGUUUAGAUAUACCGCAUAGAUAAAGCGCCCAAAAAUAUAACUUAGUGUACUCAUCUGACAAGAAAUCACGUCCUCAAAAUUUAGUAUUCGGAGAGGGAAUGUCUUUCGACUUCCAGAGUUAAUGUUUUGUGGCUUUUAAGAUUGUGACAUGUCCAUUUAUAUAUCAUCACAUCUGUCCGUUUGUAAAUGCUCCAAAUCCAUCGAAAACGUUUACGAGUCCUGUAUCGUAUCAUCUUAACGCCUUAGGGAAAUAUGUAAGUUCCCUUGCAUGAAAGUAUGCAAUUUUUUAGGCCGAAAGCCCUAAAAUAAAAUGCAGAGACAGACUGAGCUCAAAACCUUUGGGAACUCGGAAAAUUAAAAGCCUAAAGGUAUCUUUUCUUCGGGUAUAACAUUUUACAAAGACGAGUUUUUCUAUCAAAAAUGUAAAAGAGAGAAUAUUUUUUGGGGGUAUGUUUUCUGUAAAAUAUAUUUAAACAUCUAAGGAUAUAGAGAAUCAAUUAAGGGUCCUGCUGCAUAAAUAAUUUUUUUGCCGUGUGCGGUUUUUCAGGUGGCCGAAAAAAGCGCAUUUGCAUGUUGGCGUCCUAGCGGGACUGGAAUGCCUCCACAAUAUGCUUCAUGACAACAGGUAUAAAAAUUCAUUGUGGCGAUGGUGCGUGCAUUGUACACUCAUGCUAAUCAUGUUUAUUUAUUUGAUACCAGUCUUUGGUGUCUUCCGAAAUUUAUGAUUUUUUUCAAAGGUUUUUAUUUCGAAUGUUAAUUUCAGUGUUUUUCAAGCAAAGGUUUCAUUAUUAAAUAGGUAUGGUAUGCUUACAGUCGGUGGACCAACUCAUGAAAUGUCAACAGAAAUUCUGAAAUGUGUUUUCGACUUGAAAAGAUUAAUUAAGUAGGGUUGUAAAACUAAUCUUUGUGCAGCAUAAUUCUAUAAUAAUUUACUUACCUCAGGAUGCCGGCUCUCGAACGAACUUCUUUCCGCCCACAUGCAAAAACUACACUCUGCAGAAAUUACUAUUAAAUAGCAUGUAUUUUUCAUUGAUUUUUGAUGCCUUUAAAAAUUAAUUUAUAUUUCACGAAAAACAAGCAUAGAAAAAUUCAUUCUUCUGCUCAUUCGGUAGAAAAUGACGCCUUCUUCCAAUCCUAUAUUCGAAGUAAGGGCAUAAUUCGGUUUUCAAUAACUUUUCCAAUUCCCGAAUAAUUUUGAACCCGCUCUACCGUUACACUUGCAUUCAGGAUUACCAAACUACAAACCGUUUAAUUUCCGCGUCCGGAGAACUACAAACUUCUCUAUGGUAGUAAAGGGGGACCAUAUAGUGUUCCCAAAAUUUAGCAGUAGAUGUGAUCCAUAUUGCCAAGUUUACAAGUUACAUUGGUAAAUGCAGAGACAUGACGAUGUAUGAACGGCCUUUUUACAGUAUUUAAAAGUUCCACAAUUAAAAACUUUUUUAAAACCGAAUUAUGUCCCUUCUUCGAGUAUAAAAUCGGAAGAAGACUUAAUUAUCUAUCAAAUGAACAAAAAAUGAAUAUUUUUAUGCAUGUCUUCCAUGAAAUUUAAUUGGACUUUUGGGGGCAUCGAAAAUCAAUGAGAAAAACUCGUGCUACGUAAGUAUACUCUUUUACAGAGUAUAGUUUCUGCAUGCAGCCGGAAGGAAGUUCAUUCGAAAGCUGGCAUCCUGAGGUAACUUAAUUAUUAUACACAAUAGAUGUGCUAACUCAUGAAAUGUCAACCAAAAUUUCGAACUGCGUUCUCGUUUCGAAAAGAUAAAUUAAGUAGUGUUGUAAAACUAAUCAUGAUGCAGCAUAAAUCUAUAAUGAUCCAGUUACCUCAGGGUGUCGGCUUUCGAAUGAACUUACUUUCGACUGCAUGCAAGGUCUAUACUCUGCAAAAAAUGACUACUUAAGUAGCAUGCAAUUUUCUCACUGAUUUUCGACGACCCUUGACAAUUCAAUUAUAUUUCAUGGAAAACAUGCAUAAAAUAUUCAUUCUUUUACCUCUUCGGUAGAAAAUCACGUCUUCUCGCAAUUUCAUACUCAAAAGAAGAGUAUAAUGCGGUUUUAAAAAACUUUUCUAAUUCCCGAAUAAUUUUGAACCCGACCUGUUGUUACACUUGCAUUCAGGGUUUCAAAACUACAAGCUGUAUAUUUUCCGUGUACGGAAAACCAUGCAUUUCUCUACGGUGUUAAGAGGAGACCAUAUGAGUUUCAUAAAAUUAAGCAGUGGAUUUGAGCAAUAUUGUUAACUUUACAAGCCACAUUCGUGAAUGCAGAUAAAUGACGUUUCAUGAACGGCCAUUUAACGGUAUUAAAAAUCUCACAAUUGGAAACUUUUUCGGAAACCGAAUUAUACUCUUCUUUUGAGUAUGAAAUUGAAAGAAGGCGUGAUGUUCUACCGAAUAAGUAAAAGAAUGAAUAUUUUUAUGCAUGUUUUCCAUGAAAUGUAAUUGAAUAUUCAAGGGUAUCGAAAAUCAGUGAGAAAAUUGCAUGCUAAAUAUGUAAUCAUUUUUUGCAGAGUAUAGAUCUUGCAUGCAGUCGAAAAUAAGUUCUUUCUAAAACCGACACGCAGAGGUAACUGGAUCAUUAUAGAUUUAUGCUGCAUCAUGAUUAUUUUUACAACACUACUUAAUUUAUCUUAUUUCCUGAAUUAGCCCACCUACUGUAAAUUCAUGGCAAGGAGGACUGCCAAAUUAUGGGAUUCAGACAGUAAUUGCCCCUUCGCGUUGUGGCUUCUAUGACACUCCAACGCAGAUGUGAUCCGAGCCGCCACCUUGGUUUCGUGAACGCCUGGUAUACUACACAGAGGGCCAGCUCAUGCGUGGCACGCGUAGACGGAUCGUUUAACUUUGCCACCCACUGCACCUGAUCCCACCUACCAUCGGCCUGACUUGGUCCUGCUACAGGAUCCGCUUGGAUGAGGGAGGAGGAAGUUCGGCAGAUGCUGCACCAGUCUGCCGCCACAAAAUUCUGAUCUCCGCUUAAUUCACGGCCCUUCGCCCGCCAUUCUGAGAGGCACACGGUGGACAUCAUCGUUCGCGAUAGUCCAACCGACAGUCUCUGACUGAGACAUGGAGAAAAAAAACACUUCGGCAGAGCUGAAGAAGCUGCUGUCAAGUCUCAAUCACAGACAGGGCGCAUUUCACUGUCGCAUCAUCAGCUUGACGAGGCCGGGGGAGGAUGUCCCAGAUAAUGUCAGGUGUCUGUCCAAGCUGAUGACAUCUCGUCCCGUGGCCUCAAGUGGCCUUGGGACAUCGUCUGCCUUUCCGGCAAAAAAAGGAAACUUUGCUGGGCCGGCAGUAGAUUCUGCAGCCUCUCAUCCACUCGACGAAUCAGCAGAACUACCAGAAGUCGUCGAAAGUGAUUGCCAACCAGCCACGACCAUCCAAAGUGACCGUCAGAGUAGUUAACCUUCCCCCCGGCUCCUGAGACCGCCGACCUUUGCGCUAUUCCGUCUGGGAUUGUGUGUUUGGCUAGGAAUUGCCAGCUCCAGCCUUAGAAUCUCGAGACCGUGAAGGUCUCCGCUUCUUAGGCCGAUGAACAACACAUUGGCUGCGCUCGAGGCCGAAGGUGGACGCGUCUACUGAAGACCGAUGAACUCUAUUCGAUCAGGGCUGCUCAUGUGAGAUUUGCCGAAGGGUACGCCAGUUCUGGGACUGCCAGACGAGUGCCCCACCACCUUCUGAAGACCACGGGAGGCCUUAAGAAGGUCUAUUUUCCACUUACCAGGCUCACCGUACACUUGCAAACAGUGGGCAGCGGUAUAGAGAAAGACCCCACCUAACUGUCGGUAGACUGUGGAUCGUGCCAUAUGUGGUUUUAGCUUGACAUACAUUUACAGGCUCUUUCGGAAAUUUCACUGCCAACAGCGAUUACUUCCCACGACCUCACACCUUAAAUAAAAAUCCGUUAUUUUGUAGAACUCACUUUUUGUUUAUUUUUUACUUAUUACUCUCAUUUCCGUUGUCGCAGGAUAAGACUUUCGGCAUAAAUCCAGGCAACUUCAGUAUUUUAUUUCAUUUUGUCAGCUUACUGUCUAGCGUGCUGCCUCACCCAUAAAACUCCCUUUACCACAAAACACGUAGAGCACGACCCACAGUCUACUGACUGUUAAGUGGUGUCCUUCUUUAUACCGUUGCCGUGGAGGAGGAGGAGGAGGAGGAGGAGGAGGAGGAGUAG
This is a messenger RNA of Spirometra erinaceieuropaei, 11221 nucleotides long. The record is from the annotation of a GenBank genome assembly. Lineage: Eukaryota; Metazoa; Platyhelminthes; Cestoda; Diphyllobothriidea; Diphyllobothriidae.